This is a messenger RNA of Nerophis lumbriciformis (worm pipefish), 13963 nucleotides long. It is a transcript of the gene lyst, whose product is annotated as lysosomal trafficking regulator. The record is from RefSeq and is a predicted model, not a curated record. Gene Ontology annotation, molecular function: protein binding. NCBI's taxonomy places the organism in Eukaryota, Metazoa, Chordata, Actinopteri, Syngnathiformes, Syngnathidae.
UUACUCGUGCGUCAUCCAAUGGAAACAAAUCGGAGUCAACAACAACGUCACUGACAAUGAAAACUGAGGAAUUUGCCCUCAUUUUUGUCGUAAGGAAUGUUGUUAAUAUGUGUGUCACGAGUUGCGGAUCCCAGGCUAGUAAAGAUGCUGAAUGAAAAAGAGACGAGCGCAUGAAUCUGCUAUGAACGACCCAGGAACACAUUUGGGGUUCUGGACGACGCCUGGCGGGGAAAUCUGGGAAAUUUUAUUUGGUUCUUCCUGGAUUCUUCUACACCUUGGUUGGUGUUGGCGUGGAAGACAUGGUCAGUCCACUGCAGGGCGACUUGUCCUAUGCGUGGGAAAAGUACAUGGACUGUAGGCUUCAAGGAGCAGAUCUGCAGGUCAGCCUCCAGAGUCUAGAGAACUUCCUUUGCCUCUUCCACUAUGUGCAGCAUCACCCUCAUCACACUAAAGAUGCACUGAAAUUCUGCUCAGACAUGAGUGGGGCCAGUAACACACUGGCAAGGGAGUUCCUAACUGACGUACACCAGCUAUGCAGUGCGGUGGCUCAGAGAGCGGAGGCUCGGGAGGAAGAUGAGGAGGAAAGUCACAUGGUUGCACUUGGAGAGUACCUGGUCAGAGGAAGGGGAUUUCUGUUGCUUAGCACCCUGGAUUCCAUCAUUGACCAGGAGUUGACUUGCCGAGAGGAGCUGCUCACUUUGCUGCUGUCGCUACUCCCUCUGGUUUGGAAGAUCCCUGUGCAGGAAGACAAAGCCCCAGAUUUCACCCUGCCGUCUCUAUUGGAAGUGUUCCUCAGCCGGGAGGUUAAGGCCGUGCCUCUCAGAGCAGGACAGAAGACUGGCGUAGAUGACCAGGAAUCUGGAAAGAGGCCACGUGUUGGCAGCGGUACCUGGAAAUCAAGGAGGUCACGUAGGACAGCCCAGAAAUAUGCUGUAAAGGAUGCUCGGCGGGCCCAAGUUUCUACCUCAGAUUCCGAAGCCAACACUGAAGACAAAGCAGGCCCAGGUGGCUCAAGGAGUAGAAGGUCCCAUGGCUCUACCAUCCGGGUAAGCUGUCAACAUCAUCGUUUAGAAACUACACAGUUAACUGCCACAGCAACCACAGAAACCAUGAGUGCACCAUACCCACAUCCCAGGGUCCAUGGAUCACAGACAAUGGACACUGAAACCUUAACAGACCCGGCUGCCAUGUCAAUUUUUAACCGCAUGGAGAACUCACCCUUUGAUCUAUGUUAUGUCUUACUUUCGUUACUGGAAAAAGUGUGUAAAUUUGACAUGAGCAUAAAUCACAAUCCCAGCCUGGCAGUCAGUGUUGUACCAACUCUCACUGAGAUCCUGACUGAGUUUGGAGAUUGUUGUGGUCCAGGAAGCAGUGGUGGUACAGGCGCGGAGGAGCUUGCUGGGGGCUGGACAGAAGAGCCCAUUGCACUGGUCCAGAGGAUGCUUCUACGCACCAUCUUGCACCUGAUGUCAGUUGAUGUGAGUCAAAGUGAAAAGCUUCCUGAUAGCCUGAGACGCAGCCUAACCGAUCUGCUUCGUGCAACACUGAAGAUCCGAAGCUGCCUUGACAGACAGACAAACCCAUUUGCUCCUCGACCAAAAAAGACCCUACAGGAAGUCCAAGAUGAUUUCUCUUUUUCACGUUUUCGUCACAGAGCACUAUUGCUGCCUGAGCUUCUAGAAGGGGUACUGCAAGUUCUUCUGAGUUGCCUGCAGGCCUCCACACCCAACCCCUUUUUCUUUAGCCAAGCACUAGAUCUCAUCCAUGAAUUUGUCCAACACCGUGGUCUGGAGCUGUUUGAAGCUACAGUGCUGCGAUUAGAGGAACUCGGGAGGGCUCGGGAUUCGGAAGUAGGAGGUGAGGCUUCAGAAAGGCUACGAGGUCUAGUUGCAGGGGUCUUCAAGAUCAUCAGUGCCGUCAAGAAAGCAAAGUCGGAGCAGCUGCAUCAGUCUGUGUGUGCCCGACGUCGUCACCGUCGCUGUGAAUAUUCCCACUUCCUGCAUCAUCACAGAGAUCUGUCAGGUUUGCCUGCUUCUGCUUUUAAGAAGGUUGCCUGGCGCAACCCAUUUGAAGAGGACACUGAAGGGAAAGAAGGCAUGGAGGGUGAUGCAGUGCGUUACCCUGAGCGCUGCUGCUGCCUGGCAGCCUGCGCUCACCAAUGUCUACGGCUUCUGCAACGCUUGUCGCCAAGUGGACCAGCUGUGUUGCAGGUACUGGCCGGGGUGCAGGCUGUUGGUAUUUGCUGUUGCAUGGACCCUCGUUCCGUGAUAAGACCACUGUUGGAUGCCUUCCAAGCUCCAGAUCUGCGUAGUUACCAGUCUCAUGUUCUCAGUGUUCUGGGUAGACUGAUUCUAGAACAGCUUGGUGGGGGACAGCCCUCAGAGAGAGCGAAGCUUGCUUCGUGUAACAUUUGCACUCUGGACCAGAGUCAGUUGCCAGUUCUGGAGGAGACACUACAACAUGGGGAACCUUCAGCUCUUUCUACUAGCCUGUGCUACCGUUCCCAGGGGAUUCUACCGAGUGGAGGGGGCGCAGAGGACAUGUUGUGGAAGUGGGAUGCCCUUGAGGCUUACCAAAAACUAGUGUUUGGAGAGGACCGACAGUUGAGCCAGCAGGUAGCUGGUCAUGUGUGCCACCUGACACUGCGUGGCAAUGCCGUAGUGCAGUGGCAGCUGUACACACACAUCUUCAGUCCUGUGCUGCAGCGAGGGGUAGAGCUAGCCCACCAUGCGCUGCAGCUUGGGGUUUCUACAGUUUGUACCCAAGUCUGUAGCUAUCACACUCAGUGCCUGCCUGUGGAGGUGUUACUCAUAUACCUGCAAGCGUUACCUGCCCUCCUUAAAUCAAGGGUGAUCCGAGAUCUCUUCAUCAGCUGCAAUGGGCUCAACCAGAUGACAGAACUGGUGUACCUUGACCAGACGUGCUCUCUAGCUUUGAAGGUAUUUGAGACUCUAAUAACCAGUUUUGGACGCCAGGAAGCGGACAACGUACUCCAGGAGCUGGAGAUUGCAGUUGCCGAACAGAAGCAGACAAUCUCGAACCUGGCUGAGGAUCCAGGGUCAAGAGGAUCUGGAGAAGGCCCGCAGAGCCUUAGCAAGUUCUAUGAGGGGCUAAAAGAGGGAUAUCCACGUCAUAAGAGUCGUAGUGGGCAGGGACGAGGAGCAGGGCGGAGCCAAGCAGAGACCCACCUCCAUGUCAUUAACCUUUUCCUCUGUGUUGCUUUCCUGUGUGUUAGCAAAGAAGCUGAUUCUGACCGGGACUCAGCUAAUGACUCUGAGGACACUUCAGGGUACGAUAGUACAGCCAGUGAGCCUCUGGGCGGGCGGCUGGCUUACCUGUCCCCAGACAGCGUGACCCUGCCAUCCAAAGAGCAAGUACGACGGGCCGCAGAUGUUUGGUCGGUGUGUCGGUGCGUCUACCUGGCCAACCCUUUGUUCCAGAGGCAGUUCUUCAGACUAGGGGGGUUGGAUGUCUGUUUGCGCCUUAUGAGCAUGGUCAUUCAGAAGAUUUCCUGCAAAAACAAAGAUGGCAAAGCAAAGAAGAAGAAGGAGUUCAAAUCCAAAAGUAGCCCAGAGUCCACAGUCUUUGUCAGUCUAGAUAAGCCAGGUCCGAAAUCAAUUCACUGCUCUCCUCCAACGGAAGGGAAGACCAAAGAUCCAACAAAGAGGCAGGAAGAAGAGUGGCAAUUACAAAGUAUCCGCCUUCUUGAGGCUUUACUGGCUAUUUGUCUACACGGUGCCAACUCAGCCCACCAGAAGACAGACUCUGAGCUUUCUUAUCAGCUCCAGUCAGUGGAUGAUACCCUAUUAGAGGUGAGAGACCAGCUCUCUCGCUCAGGGGUGGUCAGCUCUGACCUCGCUGUGCCGCUGUUUGAUUCUCUUCUGAGAGUAGCCUUGGCCAAUGUGUCGCCCUCUUCCGAGCCUCCCGAGGAGAAGCCAGACAGGAAACUCCAAGUGUUGGCAGAGGGGGCGGCCCCAGCAGGCGAUCUAUCAGAGGAGGUGGACGGCGUUCAGAGCUGUGGCGUCAAGCCCCUAGGGGAGGAGGAGGAGGAGGGCUACGACGCGGAUAGCGAAAGCAACCCUGAGGACAUGGCCAACCAGGAAGAUGGAUUGAAGGUGGAGACUGUACAGUGGCAGUUUGCGACAGUGGCAGACUGCCCUGGGCGUGGCUUUCUGCUUUUCCCAGAGAUCUGCACAGUGGAGUUGCAACUACUGGCCACAGGUUCCCCAGACCUGGAGUUACUGAGUCAUGUGUUUCAAAGCCUGCUCUGUGCGGUCCGCACCAACCACCGCAAUGCCGCUCUGCUCUAUGACCAGGGAGUGGUCAAAACCAUCCUAUCUGGCUUUCAUGACAUCCUUUGCCAAGCGGACUCUUACCUUAAAGACUGCCAGACCAUUAUAGUGGAGCUGCUGGUUGCCAUGAUAAGCCAGCGAAUCACAGCAGAGGAACUAGCCCUCUUGAUUCGUCUCUUUCUGGACCAGACUCCACCUACUGAGAUUUUACUGAAGGGCAUCUUACAAAUUGUUGAAGCCAACGUGAACGUAGAACCACUUCAUCAGUUGGACUUUCCAAUAAUCAUUGGGACCUUGACCCCAGGAGGAGCGUCUCCGAGUUCCAGACCGAAUGGAAAUGCUGGCGGGAAAAGUGUCAGUCUGCUCUGGAAGGGUAAACUGUCUCCUGGCCGCUGGGAGGGAGACAGCGAAAUCAGACCGAGUCACCUGCGUUCCUCUCCAUGGAACACCGCACCUUUGCACCUGCCUCUGGUGGGGCAGAACUGUUGGCCUCACAUGGCUAGUGGCUUCAGCGCCUCUAUGUGGCUGAAGGUGUUAGAGCAAGAAGAAAAAGAGGGGAACACAGAAAAGGAGAAGAGAAACAUACCGGCAGCUGAUUCUCACCAUGGCUCGCCUCAGGCUGGGAGAAGAGUAGUGGAGGAAAGCCUCAUUCAUAUUCUAUCCAUGGGCUCUAAAGCACUGAUGCUUCAAGUGUGGGCAGACUUCUCUACUGGCUCACUCACAUUCAGGGUUUGUAUCGACCCAAACGACGAAAUAAAAGCAGGGCUGUUGGCUCAAGCGGACUCCGGUGAGGGACUUCUCCGUCCUGGCCAAUGGCAGCACCUCGGUCUCACGUAUACCCAGCAGCCCGAGGGGAAAAAGAACAUCCAUGGGCGUGUGGUUGUCUGGGUGUGUGGCAUCAUGAAAUGUGACGUUUUCUUGGACUACACUUUGCCCCGCAAGUCCAGUUUAUCCUCUGACAGCAACAAGACUUUCUGUAUGCUGGGCCAUUGUAUCACAUCCUCUGAGGAGGUGUCUAAACAGCGUGUACACUGGAGCAUGGGAACAGUGCUCUUGUUCAAUGGUGCCAGAGUAGGUUCUGAUGAGGCCUUCUUCCUCUACACCAGCGGGCCAGACCUAGCCUCUAUCAUGCCCUGCAAUUACGGCAAACCCACGGGGUCAUUCUCCAAGUUUGUCACUCAGGAAGGGCUCAGGUGUGAGCGUGUGCGGGAACUGCUGAUGAAGAGCAAGGAUGUGGACACAACAGCUUUGGUUGAGAGCUUGGCAGUUGUGUAUGCUCCCAACAGUCCCAGGGUCUAUACUAUCUAUGAGCCAGUGAUUAGACUGAAGGGACAAGCCAAGACUGUGGUGACCCAGCGGCCCUUCAGCUCUAAAGAGGUGCAGAGUGUUUCCUUGGAGCCCAACGCUCUCAAGGCUCUGCUGCCCACCGAAACCCACGGCCUGCAGAGCGUCCUGCACAAGAUAGGAGGGACGGGGAAUUUUGUCUUCCUCUUUGCACAGACAGUGGAGCUGAGUGACUGUGAGAUGACCCAGGCAUUGGCCUUGCAGAUACUCCUGUCUCUGUCUAAGUUCAACCAGCAUCGCAUCCACGAAAUGGACUGUUACCAUGGCUACUCUAUGAUACACCAAGUGCUCAUCAAGUCCAAAUGUGUGGUUGGAUAUCAUAUGCUGAAAACUCUGUUGGAUGGGUGUUGCAGUGGGCCUAUUUUAAUCCUGGAGGAUGACGGUCAAUUCCGUUUGGACACAGAAUCUAUAGCCGUGGUACAGGACAUCAGGCUGCUCUCAGACGUCCUGUUGGACUGGAAGAUAUGGGCCAAAGCAGAGUGCGGCGUGUGGGAGACACUGCUGGCAGCCUUAGAGAUCCUCAUCAGGGUGCAUCACCCUUAUCAGGUCUUCAACAUCCGUCAGUUCCUAAAGGCUGAAGUGGUGCACCGCUUCCUGCUCACCUGUCAGGUGUUACAGGAGCAUCGGGACGACCAUCUGACUGCCAUCCCACAGGAAGUCUGUAUGUCCUUCAUCAAAAUAACCCAGGAGGUAUUGGGAUCACCUCCAGACCUAGACUUGCUCAAACUUAUCUAUAACUUCCUGCUGGCGGUUCACCCACCGACUAACACCUACGUCUGCCACACGCCAUCCAGCUUCUACUUCUCACUGCAUAUAGAUGGGAAGUUAUACAAUGAUAAACUGCAGUCCAUCAUGUACCUGCGACACUCUAACAGCGGAGGGAAGUCUGCCAGCAGUUCAGUGGUGUCUCUUUCCCCAACGGUGUUCACAGAAGCUCCCCAAGAAGGCACCCUCCCUGUUCCAUCCCCUGAGCACGGAGGUGAUGAUCAGUCUUUAUGCCCACCCAGUCUGGCACCAUCUCCAUAUACUUCCCCUUUGCUGACACCACGCCUUGCGCACAGUGGCUCAAAUGAGGCAGGUGACGUUGAGCGGUUGUCGCUGGCCACCCAGCAGGCUCUGGGUAGUACAGAAACGCUCAAGAAAGGAGGAGGAGGCGGCGACGAGCAGCUCCUGAGCAGUUGUGAAUCCGCAAAGACUAUCUGUGACUCGAAGGAAAUAAGCAAAGAUGGAGCUCCGCGCACUCCGUCCAUUAGCAUUGAGGAGGAGCGGGACGAGGCAGCUGAAGUGGACAGCUUGGCAGAAGGGAGUGUGGGUGUUGCGGAGUCCGAGGACAGGUUUGAUUGGGCUAGUGACGAGGCGCCUCGACGCCCUGACAGCCUUAAAGGUAUCCAGUCCUUCCAGAGGAGCCACAGCAACCUGGCCAGUCUGGGAUUGGCUUUCCCAGCUCCAAAUGGCUCCUUGGCAAUCAGUCGCUGGCCCAGUGCAGCUGACCGAAGCUCUGUACCAGAAGACUGGGAAAGUUACACCUACUCUCCUGGCUAUCAGAGGACACACAGCAAAACUGAUUCCAACGACCGGUCCAGUACGGAGGACUGCCUGGUGCUCAUCUGCUGUGGCCUCUAUGACCUUCUGAAGGGUGUUCUGCUGCUGCUGCCAGACCUCAUGCUGGAAGAGGUCAUGGACAAACUCAUCCAGCCUGAAGCGCUAAUUGUCCUCGUCAACCACUCGUCACCACUCAUCCAGCAAGGCGUCAUGAAGCUGCUGGAUGCAUACUUUAGCAGGGCCAACAAGGAGCAGAAGGAGAAAUUCCUGAAAAAUCAUGGUUUCUCCCUCCUCGCCAACCAGCUGUACAUCCACCAAGGAAGCCAGGGGCUAAUUGAGUGCUUCCUCGAAAUGCUGUUUGGUCGCCCAGUGGGCAUGGAAGAAGAUCUAGAUCUGGACGAAAUGGAAACCAUCUCGCCUUUCACAAAGCGCUGUAUCAUCCCAGUUUUGGGUCUUAUUGAGAACUCCCUGUGUGAGAACUCGUUGGUGCACAACAUCCUAUGCAUGUUGCUGCAGCUUCUCAACGCCUGCCCCAAACUGGCAGAUAUCCUGCUAGAUCACGGACUGCUCUACGUGCUGUUCAACACCCUCUCCACUCUCAAUGGACUGGAGACCGGAAUUCCCCCGAAUGACUACAAGCUCCUGGUGUGUGACAUCCAGCAGCUGUUGGUAGCUGUCACUAUCCACUCCUGCAGCUCUUCAGGGUCACAGUACUUUCGCAUCAUUGAGGAUCUCAUUACCUUGCUUGGUUUCAUGCAAACCAGCAAGAUGCGGCGCACGCAGGAGAUGGCAGUUGCUUUGCAGUUCCGUGUCCUUCAGUCGGCUAUUGAGUUCAUAAAGACAACCGCCAAUCAAGAGCCUCAAAAGCUGAGCAGCUCCCAUAAUGCACCAAGCUCUCCGCAUCAUGCCAUUUAUCAGAAACGAAAGAGCAUCGCAGGUUCCAUUGCCUUGAAAGACUCCAUUAUCCCCCGCAUUCCCAGGCAGCACUACUGCUCCUACGGCCAGAUUCCCUUGCCCUCUCACUUCAACUUCCUGCCCCAGGACUCCCCCAUCCCCUCCCCUACUGGAACUCCAUCCUACAUGCUCCACUGUGAUGCAGGCCGACGCCGCUUCUCUCUAGCCCAGACGGACUCUCUACUAGUGCGCAUGCGCUCGGUUGCAAGCGACGAGCUCAACCAGAUGAUGCAGAGGAGGAUGAGCCAGGAAAACCCUAUCCGUGCAAGUGAGACAGAGUUUGUGCAGAGGCUGCAGAGGCUUGUGGUCCUUGCUGUCAACAGACUCAUUUAUCAUGAUGUCAGUCAGGACUUAUUUGACCUGUUGAGCAUCCCUGAUUCUCCAGACCAACAGCUUUUCACACCAGAACCGGGAGACCAAACGCAUGACGAGAGUGACUCAGCCUCUGCUCCGCAUUCGCCUAUUCCCUUUACACUGCCACCCGCCAGCAAAAAGAGCUUACAGAAAGACAUCCUCAAGCUCAUGAUGGACGGGAUUAAAAUCAGCUUGGGUAGUACGGGUCGUGGUGGAGCCCCACGUCAGCAGUGGCAAAGGAUCUUGUGGUCAUGUCGAGACACGUUUCGGGUGCAAAUCGGUCGGUUAUUGGUGCACACGCUCAGCCCUACUCGUCCUUUGUGCGAUAGGAAGGAGGCACUGGAAUUUGUUUUUGAUCGAAGACAUUUGGAUAUCCUUAAGGAGAGCCUUAGCCCAGGACUAGAGCAUGGACCCAAGUUGUCGCUCUACCUUUAUGAGAUGCUUCAUGACCACAAGGACUGUCUCACCAAAGACGAACAGAAUGCCGUGAGUGUAUUCAUGACCUCGCUCAAGCUUUGUGGCCAUCGCUGCAUCCCACCCAAAGUUCUACACAAGCAGGACCUGCUUAAGGCCAUCAAAGAGGAAAAAUUAAAGUAUGAAGCAGAGGAAAAAACAAGCAAAGUAGCAUGGGAAAAGAAAAUGACAAACACUCAGAGAAAUCUUAUCCAAAGGCUGGAUGGAAAGUCCAAAGACAUUUCAAAGAUUGCGGCGGACAUAACUCAGAAUGUGUCUCUGCGUCAAGGCAUGGAGAGAAAGAAAGUCAUCCAGCACAUCAGAGGCCUCUACAAGACUGACCUGAGCGCCAGCCGGCAUUGGCAGGAGCUGGUGCAGCAACUCACACAUGAUCGUGCCGUUUGGUACGACCAGACAUCCUACCCGACAUCCUGGCAGUUGGACCCGACCGAAGGCCCGAACCGUGAACGCCGACGGCUACAAAGAUGCUACCUCACCAUCCCAAACAAAUACUUGCUCACAGACAGACGUAAGCCUGAAGACACUGUGAAGCCUCCGCUGUCAUUCCUGUUUGAGGAUAAGACGCACUCGUCCUUCUCUUCCACCGUGAAAGACAAAGCUACUAGCGAGCCCAUCAGGUUCACCAGGCGCUGCAUCAGUGUUGCCCCCUCCAGAGAGACAGCAGGGGAGCUGCUUCUAGGGAAGUCUGGAAUGUACUUUGUCGAGGACAAUGCAGCGGAUGCUCAUGACAGCCAGAGCCUCCACGGUGAGACUGAGGCACCUUCCUUCUCUUGGACCUAUGAGGAGAUCAAGGAGGUGCACAAGCGAUGGUGGCAGCUGAGAGACAACGCAGUGGAGAUUUUCCUCACCAACGGUCGAACGCUACUGUUGGCAUUCGACAACAACAAGUUUCGCGAUGAUGUCUACCAUAACAUCUUGACCUCGGAUUUACCCAACCUGCUGGAGCACGGCAACAUCACGCCGCUCACACAGCUGUGGGGAUCGGGACAGAUCUCCAACUUUGAGUAUCUCACACAUCUCAACAAGCACGCCGGCCGCUCCUUUAACGACCUCAUGCAAUACCCAGUGUUCCCCUUUAUACUGCGGGAUUAUACCAGUGAGACGCUGGAUCUGCAGGACUCCACCAUCUACAGGAAUUUGAGCAAGCCAAUCGCCGUCCAAUCGAAAGAAAAAGAAGAUCGCUAUGUGGACAAUUACAGAUAUCUGGAAGAGGAGUACAGGAAGGGCAUUCGAGAGGACGACCCCAUGCCUCCUGUCCAGCCUUACCACUACGGGUCGCACUACUCCAACAGCGGCACUGUGCUCCACUUCUUGGUGCGAAUGCCACCCUUUACCAAGAUGUUUCUGGCCUACCAGGAUCAGAGCUUUGAUAUCCCGGACCGAACGUUUCAUUCCAUGAACACCACGUGGCGUCUCUCCUCCUACGAGUCCAUGACGGAUGUGAAAGAGCUCAUCCCAGAGUUCUUCUACCUCCCUGAAUUCCUGGUCAACAGAGAGGGUUUUGAUUUUGGCGUCCGUCAGAACAGCGAGAGGGUGAACCAUGUCAAUUUGCCUCCCUGGGCCCGCAACGACCCGCGUCUGUUCAUCCUGAUACACCGCCAGGCACUGGAAUCGGACCAGGUGUCUCAGACGCUGUGUCAAUGGAUCGACCUGGUAUUUGGACUAAAGCAGAAAGGCAAAGCUGCGGUCCAUGCUAUCAACGUCUUCCACCCAGCUACUUAUUUUGGCAUGGACGUUUCGUCAGUAGAAGAUCCAGUACAGCGAAGAGCGUUAGAGACCAUGAUCAAGACGUACGGGCAGACUCCUAGGCAGCUUUUCAACACCUGCCACGUCAGCAGGGCUGGUCCCAAACUUAUGAUGGAGGGCGAGCUCCCGGCUGCUAUGGGUCUCCUGGUUCAGCUUGCCUUCAGAGAAACCCGAGAGCAGGCUAAGGAGAUCAUCUGCCCCAGCCCCCUGCCGUGGAUCAAAGGUUUGAAGUGGGGAGAGUAUGUGGGCUCCCCUAGUGCGCCCGAUCCGGUGGUGUGCUUCAGCCAGCCUCAUGGCGAGAGGUUUGGAUCAUUACUGGCUCUGCCGACACGGGCCAUUUGCGGACUGUCGCGCAAGUUCUGCCUCAUGAUGAUUUACAGCAAGGAGCAGGGUGUUCGGAGCAUGCACAGCACAGACAUCCAGUGGUCGGCCAUCUUGAGUUGGGGCUACGCAGAUAACAUACUGAGGCUGAAGAGUAAACAGAGCGAACCACCCAUCAACUUCAUCCAGUGCUCCCCGCUGCACCAGGUGACCAGCUGCGCAUGGGUGCCCGAUGGCUGCCAGCUAUUUACGGGAAGCAAGUGUGGAGUCAUCACCGCCUACAGCAACCGCUUCACUAGCACCACGCCGACAGAGAUGGAGGUGGAGGCUCAGGUUCACCUGUACGGACACACGGGGGAGGUCACCAGCUUGUUUGUGUGCAAACCUUAUAGCAUUGUCAUCAGCGUCAGCACGGACGGCACCUGCAUCCUCUGGGACCUCAACAGGCUUUGUUACGUGCAAAGCCUCACCGGCCACAAGAGCCCUGUGACGGCGGUUUCUGCCAGCGAGACCACCGGUGACAUCGCGACAGUGUGCGACUCAGUGGGCGGCGGUAGCGACCUGCGUCUAUGGACUGUCAACGGUGACCUCAUCGGUCACGUGCACUGCAGAGAGAUCAUUUGCUCCGUAGCUUUCUCUAAUCAACCGGAAGGCGUCUCUGUCAACGUCAUUGCUGGCGGGCUAGAAAAUGGCGUCGUCAGGCUUUGGAGCACGUGGGACCUAAAACCAGUGCGAGAGAUCACCUUUCCCAAGUCCUGCAAACCCAUCAUCAGCCUGACGUACUCGUGUGACGGUCACCACCUGUACACGGCCAACAGCGAGGGCACGGUGAUGGCAUGGUGUCGGCGGGACCAGCAGCGCAUGAAGCUGCCCAUGUUCUACUCGUUUUUAAGCAGCUACGCCGCAGGUUGAGUGUGCAUGUGUAUAUAAGUGAGUGUGCGUGUGUGUGAGAGUGAGAGACGUUUACUACCAUCCAGGUGUGUCCUCACUCCUCCUCCCAUGGAGAGAAACAAAUGACAGCCUCAAACACCCUGCUUGACUUUUACCUCAAGCCGUCCCAGCCAUAUAUAUAAAUACAUAUGAUAUAUUAUAAAUAUAUAAUAUACAGAGGAAUGUUUGGGACGCUGGACAUUUGACUGGUGGCUGCAACAGACACUUUAUACACAAUGCAUUUGUGCAUGUGUUCUUUCCUGCUUUUUCUCUCUCCCUGUUAAGCUGCUAUUUGGCUAAGUAGCCAAACGUUCCGCCUCUGGACUUGUCUGCUCCUCUCUUCAGCGCCCAAAAGGAGGAGGAGCCAAGGUGUCCGACUACCGCAUGCCAGAAUGACGCUUGACUGUAUCGAGGUGAUACGCUCCUCCUUGCAACUGUCCUUUAUAUUUAUUAUUGUGUGAUAUCAAUAUCCUGUUUAUUUAUAUGAACUCAUCUGCUGCCUAAUGCACUACACAUACAUUGCAACCUCUCUGCAAACCGGUGGUGAAGUGUUGUUUUCCUCUUGCUCCGAUCAUGCCUCGUACUCUCUAAGAGGUGAGUAAGCACCUCUCUGCUUCCAUGUAAAUGUUCUUUACAUUCCCUCUCUACUUUGCAGCACUUUCUCAUCUAUUACGGCACUUUUUUUGUUUAAUAUUCGCAAGCCUGUCAACUUCAACUUCAGUCUUAAAGAGAGCAAUAUCAGACUACAUGCAAUAGGUCAUCUUUUUAUGUAUUUCUUUUCUUUCUGCCUUUUGAGCCUUCUGUCUUACAUUUCACUCUUGUUUACAAGAAAGGGAAUAUUUGUUAUGAAUGAGUGUUACUAUACAGUCUUGAUUUCCUGUUUACUUACAUGUACAUACUUUUUAACACAACCAUAGCUCAUCUUUUUUCUCUACAAAAAGCAGCAUGAAGGAAGAUCCGGUAUAAUGUUCACACAAAAAAGUGUUUUAUUUCCUCUCGAUAAACUUGAGCUAUGCAUAAAUGAAGCUUGUUGUUGUAAAAAAAAUCAAAUAAAAUGUCCUGUUGGAUCAAAUUUAAAUCAUUGGUCUUGGUUGUGCGGUUUGGACUGAAAGUUUGUAAUAUCUGUGUGCGUUUGUCAACAAACCAAGUGAUGAAUAUAUUAUAUGAAAUAUAUCAAUAUUAGAUCUUUCCUGUGAUAAAAUGGCAACCAAGGUAAUCAAAAAGGUCAACCAACGAACAAGAUUUCUCUAUAGAAUCUCCUCUCUGGUCAACAAAAGCACCAUGAAGAUUCUAGCGGGAACUCUCGUUCAACCCUUUUUCGAUUACGCAUGCACCUCCUGGUACCCUAGCACCUCCAAAACCCUCAAAUCUAGACUCCAAACAUCCCAGAACAAGCUAGUCAGAUUACUUUUAGACCUCCACCCCAGAUCACACCUCACUCCUACCCACUUCUCCAAAGUGGGCUGGCUCAGGGUGGAGGACAGAGUAAAACAACUUGCACUGAGCCUAGUCUAUAAAAUCCGCUACACCUCCCUGAUACCGAAGUACAUGUCAAACUACUUCCUUAACGUAAAUGACCGCCAUAACCACAACACCAGGGGGAGCUCCACUAACCACGUUAAACCCAGAUUCCGAUCUAACAAAGGUCUUAACUCAUUCUCUUUCUAUGCCACAUCAAUGUGGAAUGCACUCCCAACAGGUAUAAAAGAAAGGGCAUCUCUAUCCUCCUUCAAAACCGCACUAAAAGAACACCUCCAGGCAACUUCAACCCUAAACUAGCACCCUCCCUUCCUCAUCAUACCUCCUCGGAUUGUAAAUAAUCAAAUGUAAACAAUCAAAUGUAGUCACUUUUUCUUAUAAUUUCUGAUCUCUCUCUCUGUGUCCAAUACUUGCUGUACAUAUCCUACCAAGUCAGUCCUACACUGUUCCAAUGUCAUUUUCUCUGAUGAUGCAAUUGUUGAUGACUGAAGUGUUGAUUCCAACCAAACUUACCCCCCCGCCCCCCC